CCGGAUGUGUCGUUCAUGUUUUCUAUCACAGAGCAUUACAGUGAGCUGCAAGCCCAACACACUGAAGUGGUCCGAACCUCGGAUGAACAAAGACAGUUGAUCAGUAAAUUGGAGAAGGACCUACUGAGUGUCAACACACUGUCUACUAUGUAUGUCAGAGGGGAGGGUGAGGGUCAAGCAACCCCGUCAAGCACUGAGGCAGGCUUUGCUGCAGAGGCAGUCAGAGAAACAGUGCCAUUAGGCAAGUCCGUGUCAGACAACAACCAGGGUGCUGCAGAGUCCCUGCUACCUAUUGUAUCUAGUCAGAGGGAACGAUUCCGACUACGCAAUCAAGAACUAGAAGCAGAAAAUCGACAGCACCAGCAACAGGUGAACAUACUGAAAGAGGAAACUGACAAGCUACGUACGGAUAACAUCAAGCUGUAUGAGAAGAUUCGAUUCUUGCAAAGCUAUAAAAAGAGCAAGGGUUCUACUGGGCCUGAUGAUACCGAGAGUCGUUACUCAACUCAGUAUGAGCAACGCCUCGACCCAUUCAACUCAUUCAGCAGGAAAGAGAAGCAGCGUAAAUAUAUGAAUCUCAGCCCCUUUGACAAGGCGACUCUCAACAUGGGCCGACUGGUCUUAUCCAAUAAGAUAGCCCGAAUGAUAGCCUUCUUCUAUGUGAUAAUCCUACACCUGUUGGUAUUCUUGGUGCUGUACAAGAUGGCAUACACAUCGGCCUGUAAGAGAGACUCAGCUGCUGAUUGCUACCAUCAGUUUCAAGAACACAUGACAUGAAUCAUUUCCAUCCUGGAGACAAGGUACCAGCAGACAUGUUGGAUGGUCUUGGACAUGGUUGACUACAACGAAAUCACUGACAGCAACAUGUAAAGGACAUUGUUAGGCUUGGGCAACUGUGCCACAAUCAAAAGGAAUUGCUUCGAAAAGUCCUAUCUGCAAUCUUAAAUGCUCUGUUAUGGAGGAAUCGACUCAGUAGUAGCUAGUGUUUAAUCAAUAAAGCAAAAGAAAAUGGUAGGGAACCAUACAUGUACUGUACUAUGAACAUUGGGCCUGUGUGUCAGUAGUCCAUAUUCAAUAUGGUCCUAUAUGAGCUUGAAUUCCAGUCUAGAAUGUAAUGAGCACAUGCACAAUGUACAUAUGUAUGUCAAAGAACAGAAAUCGAUACAUACACGUAUACAUGUAUUGCUAAAUCUUCAGUCAUUUACUGGCCAACUUUGGGUUUGGAACAUACUAAGUUGCACAUUCAGACUUGUUAGGCCACAGAGGCCAAUUCACCUGCUGAAAACUUUAUAUUUUUAUUUUCAUUAAAUCGUAUUGAGAUAUGACUAUCGGUAUCAGUAUCAGACCAAUACUGCAAACAAAUAUGGAUUAUUGGAUUGGCAGUCAUUUGGCUUUAUCGGUUCAACACUGAGUAGAAGCUCAUUCUAUUUUUCCAAAAGUCGAUUACAGCCAGCGCCUGACAGAGUUCAAAGAUUGUGCAAUUUUCUAGAAAGAGGCAAAUGCUGUAGAGCUAAGCUAAUUAUGUAGAACUAAGACACCUCUCAACAAUUUACUACUUUGGUCAUUUGUGUAUUGUAUUUAGGAUUCCCUGUUAAGCUGGUGCAAUUUGGAGUUCUGAACAGAAUGGGAUCCCAUUCCAACAUUGUUGGAGUUGUCCAGGCCUAAACAGUGUGUAUAAUUGUACAUUGUAGUGCACAGAACGUGUUAAUGA
Molecule: messenger RNA, 1711 nt
Organism: Patiria miniata (bat star)
Lineage: Eukaryota; Metazoa; Echinodermata; Asteroidea; Valvatida; Asterinidae
Product: protein CASP-like
Exons: 7
Coding region: 16-777 (253 amino acids)
Biological process (GO): intra-Golgi vesicle-mediated transport
Cellular component (GO): Golgi membrane
Source: RefSeq, a predicted model, not a curated record